AUGGUGGCCACAAACGGUGCCAGUCUACGCAGUACGCACCGCCCCAGUCCUGCGUACAUCGGAUAUGCUCUUCUACGACGUCAGGAGUUGCCUCUACCGAUGAGGGGCCAUCUAAUCUCGUCAGGGAAUCAGGACGUCAUCAGAUUAAUCGGAAACCCGGAAACUCCCCCACCCAACGACACAAGGACUGCCUCUUCGUCUGCUCGUAUAAUUUGGCGCAGGUGUCGGACUAUUGCAUCGGAUGCUGAUCUCCGAACACUUCUGCUGAGGAGUCGUCAGAUCAAGUACGAUGUUAUCGCUAUACAAGAAACGAAGGGCAGAACGGAAACCAUUUUAGGAAAACCGAUCACAACGCAGGGGCUGCUUCAUGGUUUGGAGCAAGAGUUGGUGAUGGCAGAAUGUUUGGCCGGAUGGUCAUCUAGUAGCGACUCUCACAAAAUUCAUCAGUGCACGCCCAUCGCUGUUCUACGCUUGCUGACCAAAGAUCAAGGAGCCAUAUCCAUUAUCAAUGGAUAUGCACCCACCUCCACCGCCACUGACGAAGAACGCGAAGAAUUUUACCAGCUUCUGGAAGAUACGAUCAGAAUGAGAGAACUUACUACA
This is a messenger RNA of Cooperia oncophora, 603 nucleotides long. NCBI's taxonomy places the organism in Eukaryota, Metazoa, Nematoda, Chromadorea, Rhabditida, Trichostrongylidae. The record is from the annotation of a GenBank genome assembly.